Messenger RNA from Salvia hispanica, 2649 nucleotides. RefSeq names its product protein NEDD1-like. The record is from RefSeq and is a predicted model, not a curated record. Gene Ontology annotation, molecular function: gamma-tubulin complex binding; protein binding. Gene Ontology annotation, biological process: regulation of microtubule nucleation; cell plate assembly; regulation of phragmoplast microtubule organization. Gene Ontology annotation, cellular component: kinetochore microtubule. NCBI's taxonomy places the organism in Eukaryota, Viridiplantae, Streptophyta, Magnoliopsida, Lamiales, Lamiaceae.
UCUCACAAAGAAACCAUCUUUCAUCUCCCAAAAAUCCCCAAAUUUUCCCCACACACUGUGUUAUUCAAUCAUGAAUUUGCCGGAAUCGGCCAAAUUGCUGCUGGCGGCCAGCGCCGGCGACACCGUCAAGCUCUUCGACAUCUCGGUGGAGCCUCAAAACCCCUGUGUUCUCACCCACUUUCCAUCGCCAGGCUCUCGCGUCAAUUCCGUCAGAUGGAACCACAACAAUUUGGUUUUGGCUAGCGCUGGAGAAGAUGGUAGGGUUUCGUUAUGGAGGAAGAACGGGCAAAGCUUGUGGAUGGUGCCGGCAAAGAAUGCCAGGGGCGAAACAGUCGAGCCUUCAGAGUCGAUAUCAACUAUCAGCUUCAGCAAUAAAGGAUCUCGGUAUCUUUGCUCCGGUGGAACUGGCCAAGUUGUGAGAAUAUGGGAUCUUCAGAACAAACGAUGUGUCAAAUGGUUGAAAGGCCAUACUGAUACGAUAACAGGGGCUAUGUACAACUGCAAAGACGAGCAUAUAGCUUCUGCAAGUCGUAAAGGAGAUAUUAUACUUCACAACCUUGCUUCUGGCGCAAAGGCUGCUGAACUCAGGGACCCUAAUGGACAGGUUUUGGGUGCACUUGAUUAUUCUCGGAUGAGCAGGCACCUUUUGGUUACAGCUGGUGAUGAUGGGUCCAUUCAUAUGUGGGAUACAACUGGUCGCAGCCCAAAGGCUUCUUGGCUGAAGCAGCAUUCAGCACCUACAUCUGCUGUUAGUUUUUCACCAUCCAAUGACAAGAUUAUUGCUAGUGUUGGUCUAGAUAUGAAGUUAUACACAUUUGACACAGGGUCAAAGAAACCAUCUUCUUGUAUUCCGUACGAAGCUCCAUUUUCUUCACUCGCGUUUACUGAUGAUGGACUAACUUUGGCGGCUGGUACAAGCACUGGUCAGGUUGUAUUCUAUGAUGUUCGUGGGAAACCACAACCAAUCACAGUUCUCCGUGCGUAUGGAAAUUCUGAGGCUGUCACAAAUCUCUGCUGGCAAAGGUCAAAACCAGUAAUGGUUAAUGAGAACAACUGCUCAGACGAUACUGUUCUUUUGGCUGGUGAUGUGGGGGAUUCUGUUCUUAUGCCUGAUCCACUUCCUUCCCGAGCAUCUUCUAGCCUAUCAAUGCCCUCAGUAGUGUCUGGAAGUAGGAAUCCUCUCCGAACUGGGUCUGGAGAUUUAUUUUCUUUUCCUGCAGGAUCUGCAUCGAGUUCUCUUAACUUGUCUGCCUCUGAGGAAACACCUCUCCGAAGCAGCCUAUUGACCGGUGGAGCUCUCACGAGAUUGCACGCACCUCGAAGCUAUAACUUCAAGGAUGAUAUGGAGGUGUUCUCCCCUCUUAUGGAAGUUCAAUCAAUUACACCCUCUGUUGACAAAUUGUGGGAAGAUCGUGAUGUUUCAAAGAAAGAUACAGAGAGAAAAUCUUCUUUUUUGUUUCAUUCUAGAAGAUUUGGUCUUUCAGAGGAAGGCACUACUAAUGAGCAUCCAAUAAAUGACUGGAAAUCUAACUCAUCAGCUAAGCAGGAUGAUACCUCUUCCAAUUACACACAGUUGUCACCCGCAUCUACCCGUACAGAUGAUGCCUCCUCCAUUACUCCACCUGAAUCUUGGGGUGGCGAGAGAUUAAUAGACAAAUUCAGUCAGCAUCGCCAAUCUCUCAACCUGCCUUCUCGUGUUUCAACGCUGGCAUCAAGUAGUUUGUCGUCUGGCUUAUUGCUGUCUGGUUUACAACUACAAGACGGUCUCCCCACGAAUCAAAGUACAAGCAGUUUAACAUCAAGCCUGAAUCUGAACAGUUUACGAGCCCUCAAUCAUGAAGGAUCUAUAGAAGCUGUUUCCUCUCCUUUAGGUACAAAAGGCAUUACAGGCCAAGCUAAUCUUGAGAAUCUUGGUCUAACUCCGUCGCAUCCUAGAAAAUUCUCCAGUUAUGCAGAGAGAAUAGGUGCCACGCCAUCCUUAAAUGAUACUACUUCUUUUCCUGUGGGUUCCCCAAAAUCUAAGAAAACAGGAGCAGAAACUAGGGAAGAGCUUCUCAAUAGCUUGUUAUCAAGGUCUGAAACUCCAUCAGCCUCAGGAACCAGUGCCCGUGCAACUAUAAAUGGUGGAAUGACACAUUUGCCAAAAGCUCCAUUACAGUCGGACUCACAGCAGGGAAAUUCUUUCACACUCCAGCUUUUUCAGCGCAUGCUUGAAGAAACUCUUGCUUCGUUUCAGAAAACUAUCCAUGAUGACAUGCGUAAUCUUCACCUGGAAAUAUUAAGGCAGUUCCAUAUGCAGGAGAUGGAGACGUCUAAUUCCAUAAGAAUGUUAUUAGAGAACCAGGCUGAGAUUGUGAAAGAACUUCAAUCACUUCGAAAGGAAAAUCAACAGCUCCGUCGGAUGCUUUGAGUCCUCCUGUGAAGGUUCGUUCAUUAGGCACUGUUCGAUUACAGUCGUUCAUCAAGUAUCUGUAAAAAAGAAAAUAUUUCCAUCGAUGUUUCUAAUUUUUUUUGGUGUGGCGUGGCGUGGCGAGAGUAAUUUUUCCUGGGGAAGGGGGUAGCUUUGCUUCAUACAUCUACUUAGUUUGUUCUUUAACUGAAAAAUCAUUUGAUAUCAAUUAGCUUAUUGAUUAAGUGGUGAUUCUUUUA